AUGCCGUCUUUGUUGCAAGCUCGCGCAACUGUACCGCCUUGUCUUCCCUCUCUCCAGAGGAAUCCAACGCAGAAGAGACCGCUAGCCUCUUCAUCUCCCCAGCCAUCCCGCCACGCUUCUUCUCGCAUUGCCUCCUCUUUGCCCCCGUCGUCGUCGCAAGUCGCCCGCACCGGGCUGAGCGGUCGCGUCCGCAGUUCAGUUUGUUCGUUCCUCCUUCUAGCUGCUUUAUGCGUUCUCUGCGCCUCCUGGACUUCGCCUUUCCCUGUUUUCUCUCCGGCAGAAGUCUGCACACGCAGCGCGUCCUCGUGGCUGCGCGCGGGUGUCUGCGCAGCGCAGGCCUACAGUUCCGACGACCGGACUGGGCGCAGUCGGCGUGGCUCGGCGGCUUCUCUUUCUGCAUUUGAAGCCCCAGAGGCCCCGGAGGAGCUGCGCUCGCCGCAGCGCCGAGUCAAACGUGGCUCCGCGGACUCUGCGCGCGAGGAGAGUGUCGAGGAAAGCGAAGCGGGAGACAGAGCGGACACUCCCGCGAGCACGAAACACUGGACUGAGGACGAACAGGCGACUCUGCUGGCGUCCUCGCUCGGGUUCCUCUCCGGUGGGCUUCGAUCUUUCUUCUUCCCGAAAGGCAGCGCACAGAAAAUGAGCGACCAGCGAGAAGACAGCGACGGCGGGAGCCCCCCAGUCGUCUACACGCUUACACCCGAGGACGAGCGGGCGGCAAUCCGGGCUCGACGCCAGGCUUACAAAGCGAACCCGAGAGAGCCUUGCGUGAACGACACGCUGCGGCGGGCGGCGCUUGGCGCUGCGCGAUACGCGCGCCUGGUGGGGGUGGAUGGGGAUCGCGCCGCAGACUCCACUCAAGGCAUCCAGCAGCCCUUCCUCACGCCGGUCUGGAUGAUGCGCCAAGCAGGCAGAUACCUGCCGGAAUUCCGGAAUCUGCGCCGCCAGCACGGCUUCCUUGAGGUGUGUCGCGAUCCACUCCUCGCCUCGGAGCUUACGCUGCAGCCGUACCGUCGAUUCCCCCAGCUCGACGCGGUUAUCAUUUUUUCCGACAUUCUCGUCAUCCCUGAGGCAAUGGGCAUGAAGCUGUCGAUGGAAGAAGGCGUGGGCCCGCGCUUCGCCUGGCGCGUUGAGAGCCCUGCAGACGUGAAGAAACUCAACAUGAAGCCGGAUAUUGAAAAAACCCUAGGCUACGUCUUUGACGCAGUAUACGUGACGUCUCAGCAGCUGGCGGGCGCCAUUCCGCUUCUCGGCUUCUGCGGCGGUCCUCUCACGCUGCUCACCUACAUGAUUGAGGGCGGAGGCAGCAAGACGUGGAGGCAGGCGAAGAAGUUCGUCUACGAGGAACCCGAGGCAACGGCGUCGCUCCUUCAAGUCAUUUCAGACAUCUGCGUCGAGUAUCUCGUUGGCCAGGCGGAAGCCGGUGCCCAAGUGCUGCAGGUGUUUGACACGAAUGCCAGCCAGUUCGCCGCGGCCAAAUACGCCGAAGUCGGGGCUCCAUACCUCGCGUACAUUGCAGAGAAAGUGAAGGAACGUCUACCACACGUGACGAUGAUCGCGUUCCCGAAGGACCGGCCGUCGGAGGUCUUUGCGCAGUCCGCGUUUGACGUCAUUUCUCUGGGCUCUUCGGCGGAGAUUGAACUCAUGCAGCGGCGGUUUUCCGCGCAGCAGCCAAACGUGUGCGGAGCGGAGCCAAGCGAACGGCGAGCCGCCAGCGACGCGGACAGCAAAGCGCUGCAAGGCAAUUUGGAUCCGCAGAUCCUCUAUACCGACAUCGCCACGAUCAAGCAAGAAACCGCCAAGAUGAUAAAAAAGUUUGGAGUUGGCCGCCACAUCGCCAAUCUGGGCCACGGCAUGGAGCCGGAAAUGGAUCCUGAGCAUGCACGCGCGUUCAUUGAAGGCGUCAAAGAAGCGUCUGCUGCGUAUCUCCUCGAGGACGACCAGACAAAAGAAGCGUAA
Molecule: messenger RNA, 1959 nt
Organism: Besnoitia besnoiti
Lineage: Eukaryota; Apicomplexa; Conoidasida; Eucoccidiorida; Sarcocystidae
Product: uroporphyrinogen decarboxylase
Exons: 10
Coding region: 1-1959 (652 amino acids)
Biological process (GO): heme biosynthetic process
Cellular component (GO): cytosol
Molecular function (GO): uroporphyrinogen decarboxylase activity
Source: RefSeq, a predicted model, not a curated record